Molecule: messenger RNA, 5686 nt
Organism: Schistocerca gregaria
Lineage: Eukaryota; Metazoa; Arthropoda; Insecta; Orthoptera; Acrididae
Gene: red
Product: lysM and putative peptidoglycan-binding domain-containing protein 2
Exons: 3
Coding region: 324-1001 (225 amino acids)
Source: RefSeq, a predicted model, not a curated record
UAUUUGAAGCCCGCGGUCAUUCGGCAUAGAUAUAAGGUGUACUACAAUCGCAUUUGUGUUACGACAUUUAACAGUGGAUGGGCUACUCUAGUUUCGUUUUAGUAAUCUACGAAGAUAAUGUAGGUUUGCCAUUAUUUUUAUACUGUCCAUAGUCAAUAUAUGUGUAUAUCAUUUGCCUAAUUUUAACGAUUGGCGAUUGCUAGAAAGCUUACCGGUGGUUCAGAUAGAUAGCACUAGCGGCAAACAUAAGACACACACAAGAAGCAUGGAGAGCAAGGUAGCGAGUGUUUUGCUUAAUAGGAGUAGUUGACUUUUAAUAUAACAUGGCAAGUAGCACGACAGACGAAAAACAGUCGAUCAGAGAAUCUGCGAAACAACCUAAAAAGUAUGGCAGCUUUUGUAAUCAUGUUAGCCGGCAAGAUAACUGUAUCAAACACAUAAUAGUGGAAGGCGAUACUCUGCAAGGAAUUGCUUUGAAAUACGGUGUAACUAUGGAGCAGAUUCGCCGACUUAACCGAUUAUGGGCAACAGACAGUCUCUUUCUUCGUGAAUAUUUGCUUAUACCAGUACCUGCAGACAAGGCUUUAUCAGCAAGCCAGUCAUCAACUGAUGUUAAUCCUGCAAGGUCACCAGGCUCUCCAGACAGCACUCACUCAGAAGAGAGAAGCAUCAAUGACUUUCUAGUUCAUAUUGACAAUUCCAUAGCAAACAUGAAAAGUCAAGUGAAGAAAACACAAGGAAAUAGUGAAUUCUGCAGUUCUUCUGAUGACGACAUGUUUGGCCGUAGAAGAACUGCGCGAUCCCGGCUUCGGCAGCAGCAGUUUGAAGCAUCCUCAGGGGUGACACCAAUGCAGGGUGCAACAGCAGUUCUUACAGCAUCUUCACAGUCGCACAAUGAUGUGCUGAGUAUGCCUCAAACUUUAGUAAUGACGCAAGGACGCAAAGUCCGUUCGUCGUUACAGAGGUUGCAGAAAGAACAAGAUGAAAUGUUUGAAUUGUAGCAUUUACUCUAUUCUAAUGAAUGUUAUGCAGUUCUUGCCUGUUAUACUGUACAGGUAGAUUGCAGACAGUACGGUGAGUUCUGGCCAACUCUCCUUUGUGACUGAUUGAGUAAUGCUCUUUCAGGAUGUGCUGACUUGCAUAAACCUCUGAUUGUGUUAUGCUAAAGGUCUAAUACAAGAGUUGAGAGUUAAUGUGUGUUUCGAGCCAACUGUGUUAGGUUUGGCUGAACAGAAGAAUAAAAUGAAAUUCAUUCAUCAUACAUAUCAUCUUAUUUAAACUUUCUAAUGAGUUAAUGUUUGUUACACAGUAUUUCGGAUAUGUACUGUGAUUCGGGUUUGGUAAAGUUGUAUUAAUAGUAAACCUACAUUGCUCUCAAAGCUACUUUUGCUUUCUUCCCUUUCAUGUUUUUAAUGCAAUUUAGUAUGACACAUUUGGAUUGCACACUUUUUCCAAAGCUUUAUAAAUUUCUUACUGUUUCCCUCAUUGUCAACGAUAAUUUCUGAGUAACUGUCUUCCACUGAAUCAGUUAUUAUGUAGUGAUAAACACUGCCUUUUCAAAAUGAUACAAAAAAGAUGUAACUUCUGAAAAUGGUUUCCGUUUAUUAAAAGGUAGCUUCUUUUGGCCUUUAUUUUAUGGGUUAACCUGUUAAUUGAUGGCUAUGGUCUGGUGAGGUUUUUUAUAUUCUCCAAAAGCUAUAUUUUGGAGUGAGUACAGUUCCUCAUUAUAUCGUAAACAAGAAGUGAUUCAAAAAUAAGAGCUGGGCCUCAAUAAAAUGGAUUAUUUUAAUUUUUCCUUAAAUAGAUUUAAAAGGCAAUUCUGUGGAUUUUAAAUAUGCCUUACUUUAGACAUACAGUCCUUAUUUUUGUGUGUAAAAUAACAAGAAUGUUCAUGUAAUUGUUUUAAAAGUUGCACACUGAAUUAAAAUAUUAUUUUUCAUAUUCAUCCCACCUACAUAUAAACAUUAGAGAGGAUUGUGGCAGUUACAGUUUGAAUAAUGCGUGGGAAAAUAUAUUGUUUUAUUUUGAUCUUGAUACGGUUUCUGAUAAAGUGUUAGUAAAAUUUGUGAACAUGCAGCUAUUCUUUGCAGUUAAGUGCAAUAAAAAAUAUAGGUAUGUACCUGAUAGAUAAGAAUAUUUUGUUUGCAUACAAGGUCUUUUCAUUACUGAUGAUACUUGGUGAGGAUGUUAAUUAUGGCUCCACUUAUUGAACAGAAUGUUGCCUUUGAGAGGCUGGUUAUGUAAUGUGAAUGUUGAAUUUAACAGAUCUUUCUCGUGUUAAAUGUCAUAACAAUUUUUUUCUUAACCUGUUAUUGUAAUAAGCAUGCUGCUACUAAGUAAACUUACCAUAAUAUUCAAACAACAAUACGGUUAACUGGUGAUUAAUGUAUUGUUGCAGCUAUACCAGGUGUGCAAUAAUCUAUUCAAAUGAGAUUGUUUUCAUUUCUUUAUGAUCAUUUGUUUGAGAACUAUGAUAAAAUAAUUGGACAAUGUACUUCAAAGUAAAAAAUAUAUGACAAGAAAUUCAUAUAUUUUGCCCAAUAUGCAUUCACUUUCCUGAAGUAAUGUGUAUCUAGGUGAGUUAGUGUAACAUGUUGAUACUUAAUGGGGAUGGUUGCUGGUAGUAUGACUCAGUACGUGUGCAUACAACAAGACAGUUAACUUAACUGAGUAACAUUGCUUCUUUGACUGUUUCAACAGUUUGUUGUAUUCACUAUAGAGUGCUGCUUUCAUUGCAUCGUAACUUGUGUUUACUGUUUAUUGAUGUAAAUACCUCCCUGGAGUAAAGUUCUAUUCCAAAUGAGUCUUGAAGAAAAGAAAUUCCUUUUCAUAUUAGUUCAGUGACUCAUUACACACAGCAUUUUAUACUGGUGUUUUAAGACAAUACCUAUCCUUGCGAUGGAAAUAAAAACAGAUUUUGCUAAAAUAAUGUCAUAGAAAAAGGCAUAAAGUACCUUAAAAAAACCAUAGUGAGAAUGUUGUUCAGUUAAUUCACCCUUUUUGCUAUGACUGGAAAUAAUCAUUGUAAAAGUGUGGUAAUGACAGAGCAGGAAGAGUUGCCCUUUUGGUUUCCUUACAUCCCUACCAAGAAAAAGCUAUGAUGGAACAAUCUUUAUUAAGAGUAGUUAAUUUAAAAGUUCUAUGUGUAAUCUGUACACACAAGUUAAAAUCACUUCCUUGCUGUGUCAGAAUUGUAAAAGUUAAUGUUUUCAUUGACGUUUCUGCAUUAAUUUCCAACUUGCCACAGCUGUUUCAUUAUUCCAGUUUUGAACAUGGGCUAGUUUACUACUGAAAACUUGCUCUCUUUAACUGUAAAACUGGUGUCUACUGAUAAGUCAGUCUGGGAUACCAGUAGCACAAAUAUUGCACUGUGAACUAAUUUGUUUAAAAAAGUACUUUCUAUCUUUCUUCCAGGGAGGUGGUUUUUCCCCAUUUGAUAAUUUGUUUUAUUAUAGGUUUGUUUUUUGUUGUGUGCAGUGUGAUCACAUUGGGACCGAAUGUUGCAAAUGUGGACAGUAAAAGUUAAUUUGUUUAUCCAGCAAGAUCUACACCCAUUUUGAAAACUAGUCAACCCUAGGGAAAAUGUGGAGGAAAAUUGUGAACCUAAAACAAGGUCUUGUUUGGCAAGUACUAUGUCACUGGCUACAUUAACCUACAUGUAUCAAAUCUAUUGUCCUCAAAGGAUAAAGGAUAAAUGAUUCAUGAAGUAAAGAAUGUCUGAAUAUUUGUGUAAAAUCUGUUAAUUAUAUGUAAAACAAGUUUACUGUAAUAAAAAGCAGUAGCUUGUGACAGAGGUGAUGGGGGAAAUGAGAAAUUUAUGGGCACUUCUCCACUCUUAACCUCUUCUUUCAUUCUGUUCUGCACAAGCCACCAUAACUUGAUUUUAAUGCUAUUCCCAAUCCAUGGGCAGCCUCUAAUACACACUCUUGCUCCCUUGGUCUUCUCUGUCCUGGUUGUAUACUUAUUCAUUUACAGCUUAGGUAUUAUCAAAAAAUGAAAAUAACAUAUGUACACCCGUAUGCUGUAGUUCCUGGGGCAAUUCCUGCCCUGCCCUUUCCCCCCUCCCCCCUCCAGGUUUUCAGUUCUCUCUAUCUUUAUGAAUUGCUUCUUAUUGGCUUCUUACGGAUGUAAGAGUUGGUAAGGUUGUGACCUAGUCAGAUAUCCUUCUACAGUAAUUGACGACUUCUGGUGUACUGCCGAGAUUCCUUUUUAUAAAGAGCAGGAUAAGGGAAAUGCGCAUUCAGUCUCUAGGCGUAUGUAAAAUUGUGUUAACGGCACUAAACAUGUUACAUUUUUUCUAAUUAAGUAUGAAAAUUUUAUGUAUAAAACAUUCUUUGCACAAUCAGGACAGCACAUCCCAUUUGUAUUGGUGUAAAGUUUCCUAAAAUACAUUUGACAACAUUUUUUUUGUUCCAUGUGUCAUAAUUGUACAUAAUGGGCCAUCGUUUUUAUAAAUGUAAGAUACUGGUGUAAAUAUGUACAGUAUUAUACAGUGUGUAAAUAUCAAGAAGUAGUUGUCAUUUGUUUGUAUCAAUUGUUAAUGUGAAGAAGUCAUAUGCAUGAAAUAUUUCUUGGUGUUCUCAUAGUUUAUCUUUGAAUUGAAUAAUUGUUGUGAAUGUUUAACAUGUGACUGUUGAUUGCCCUGCAGUAUUUGACAGGGAUGCUUAAACGUCCAGAUUUGCCAUAUCCACAAAUUGUUGAGUAUACAUUACAUAAUAAGAUUGUGAUAUUUGUUGAAAAUGUUGGCAUUGAAAAUUUCUGUGCAGUUUGAAUAUUUUUGUUUUAUAUAGUACAAUUAUUAUGGGUAUUAUACAGGAAAAGAUGGGACCAGAAUGUAAGCUGUUAAGAAUGUGUUGCUCUUGAAUCACAUAUCAUCUUUACAGCUUCUCAUCUGUAAGAAAGGUUUGAUUUUUUUAUAACGUGAUAGUAUUAGAUAGAGCCUAUGUCAAAAAUUCUUCUAUAUAAUUUGCUUCAGAAAUAGAGAUUAUGGUCAUUGUUUUCAACCAUUCUGGGAAAAAAUGUAUUGCAGAAAUAUAGUUCUGGAUUUAAUUUGUUCACUUUAUUGUACAGUAUCUUCACGGACAAUUGGUGGAAAGCUUGUUGAUUUGGUUAUCUACAAGGAAAAACUUUUUUAAGUUGUCUGUUUUUUGACAAUGGUUUGAUGCUAUUUUAUUUGAAACAAACACCACCUGUAAUCUUUUUGUUGCCACUACAAUUAUUCCCAUCUGAUGCUCCUUAUAGUACCAGGCUAUCUGAUUUCUAGAUGCUUUAAUGGAUAUCCCAUAAUCCGACCCUCAUCCUAAUAAAAUUUUUCCUUGCAUUUAUUCAUCAUCUAUUUUUUUUUUCCUUCAGUAACUCUAUUUUGUAGUUUAUCUGCCCACUUAAUUUAUAACCUUCUUGGGUAACACCACAUUUUGAAUGACUAGAGAUUCUUUCCUAGAUUCCGGUGGGCUGUGUUUCAUUGCUAUAAUUUAUGUUCUAGACACAAACAUUCCAAGAAUUUUCUAUCAGCCGUAGGCCUUCAUUAUUGCAAAAAACUAUGUUCACCUGUGUCAAUUUACUUAGAUAUCUUCCUUCCUUCGGGGUGAACUUGGAAUAUAUGGGACAGCAAACAAUGAGCAUAUGUUUUUAAACAUUUUACGUAACGGAAAUGCAAAGUCAAUAAAACUGUUUACCUGCAUUACAA